UCUGUAAUUGUUCAGUUCAGAGUUUUUUUCUGUCUCUCUUUGGAGUUUGGAUGAACUGAGCCUUUACUUAACCUUCCACAUAAAAUGAGUUGAAGAAACGGUGAUAAAAACACGACCUUAGAUGAGAAAUAAAGGCCUAGUGGGUUCUCUCAGAACCGUCUGUCCCUCCGUCGGGCUGUUGGCGCUCUACAGAGAACAGUUGCUUCUUUCUCUGCAAUCCGUCAGAUCUCAGAUGGAAAGUGAUGAUGCUGCUGCAGCAGCAGCGUCGUCAGUCAGGCAGUAAACAGGACAGCAGGAGAUCAGUGGGCGGGAGGCAGGAAGACGUAACAGGUAAGGAAACAGUGAUGCAUCGACGGGUAGACUGACACGGAGACAGCCAGUCACACCUUGAGGAAGUGAGCACAACAACAGCAGCAGAACAAAAGACGAGUCAUCACGGAGAUGGGCUUCAUGCAGCACUUGGUUACUGUUCUGAUGAUGUCGGUCCAUUUGGGCCGCGCCGCUCCUCCAGAUGCAGAGGACCUACUGGACGGGAGGCAGAGAGUGCUGGCUGUGUCCUGCAGGUCACUAUCAGAAGUCUUGUACUGAAUGUGCAGUGUGUCCUCCUGGAAGCUUCACGACGGACUGGAACCGAGAGGACAGCUGCCACCGCUGCUACAGAGACUGCUCAGCAGACUUUCAGCUGGUGGUGGUUCAGAACUGCAGCAGGACGGCGGAUCUGCGCUGCAGCUGUGCGCCCGGGUUUCGAUGCACUGAGACGUCCCCAUUAACUGACAACUGCAGAGUGUGUGAGAAGAUCCAGGACUCGACUACAACCGCAGCAGUGAAGUCCACCAGAGACCAGCAGACGUCGUCCUCAGCUUCCUCCAGCCCCUCCAACACCUCCAGCCCCUCCAGCACCUCCAGCACCUCCGGCACCUCCAGCACACGCUGCUCACCUCCACGAUGUGGAGCUCAGUCCGUCCCGGCAGCAGACAGCAGCACCCAGGUUUCAGAUCACUCCAGAGUGCUGGCGGCCAUUUUGUGUCCGGUGGUGGUCAUGUCCUGCGUUGCCGUGGCGAUCCUGUUUUGUGUCCGUCGGCCCGGAGACGAGACGUGUUUCAGACAAACCAUCGCUAAGCUCUGCAGCAAGGAAGGACAAAACGCGUCUCACAAGUCCAAGGACUCGACUCGUCCGUUCAGCCGAGACUCGUUCGGCGCCAAGCAGCCCAACUCGUCCGUUGCAGCUAAUCUGGGUCCGGUCCACGUGCACAACGCCGGCACCGUCGUCUUCAGCCUGCUCAGCCAGUUCACGGGCCACGUGGGCCCGACCGUGGAGGCAGGCGAGGCCGAGCGGAGCAGCCCGGAGCCCGACGGAGGCCGUCCCGUCUUCCAGCCUUCGUCUCCUCACAUCUCUGAGGAGGAGCAGAGCGGCGACAGCAUCUUCUUCCCCUCCCAGGAGCAGGGGAAGGACUUCCACAUGUCCAAGGAGGAGGCGCUAUGAUGCAGACACCAGAGGUUCUGGUGCUUCCAGACACUUUCUUUAUCUGAAGGGAGUAUAAAAGUGGGACUAGAGGAGCAUGGAGACUAGAAGAGCAGCAGGAACAUGAUCUUCUUUGUAAGUUUUAAUUUAAAACUCUUGUAAAUACUCUUAAAUGAGCUGUGAGCGGUUCAUGUUUGUGUACAUAGCAGCCACUGUGACCCAAGUGACAUUUUAUUUUGAAUAAAGAAAACUAAGUAGAAA
This is a messenger RNA of Stegastes partitus (bicolor damselfish), 1723 nucleotides long. RefSeq names its product tumor necrosis factor receptor superfamily member 5. The transcript has 11 exons. NCBI's taxonomy places the organism in Eukaryota, Metazoa, Chordata, Actinopteri, Pomacentridae. The coding region runs from base 512 to 1483 and encodes 323 amino acids. Gene Ontology annotation, molecular function: protein binding. The record is from RefSeq and is a predicted model, not a curated record.